Molecule: messenger RNA, 2694 nt
Organism: Coniophora puteana RWD-64-598 SS2
Lineage: Eukaryota; Fungi; Basidiomycota; Agaricomycetes; Boletales; Coniophoraceae
Product: WD40 repeat-like protein
Exons: 7
Coding region: 17-2647 (876 amino acids)
Biological process (GO): maturation of SSU-rRNA from tricistronic rRNA transcript (SSU-rRNA, 5.8S rRNA, LSU-rRNA)
Cellular component (GO): t-UTP complex; 90S preribosome; small-subunit processome
Molecular function (GO): RNA binding; protein binding
Source: RefSeq, a predicted model, not a curated record
CGUUUUCGAGCUAGCCAUGGACCAGUCUCUGCCGUCGUUAGCGCCACCGCCUCUCUCUGUCCAUCGUUGUAGAUUUGUGGACUUUACACCUUCGCCAAUAACCGCACUAGCCUUUCCUCCCUCUCCACUGCCUCGUCUUUCAGGCAAAAGAACAGGAAAGGAUCGCGAACGGGAAACCAAGGACAACUUCGGUACGCUCGCCGUGGGCCACGCUAAUGGAAAUAUCGAAUUGUAUGAGUGGACUGCGGAAGAGGGGAGGGUGCAAGCCCCUCAAGGUUGGCAGCCAGUCAAGACCCUUGUAGGACCAUGUUUAUCCAAGAUAGACUCGAUGGCCUUUGUCUUGCGCUAUCCCGAUGCCAUGUCGCCUGAUGCUUCUCCUACUUGGUCAGAGCUGCGGUUAUUCAGCUCAGGAGGAGGGAGCGAGCUUGUCGAAUGGGAUUUGCAAAAAGGCUGCAUAAAGCGCACGAUCAGUUCUCAAGGAGGAGCUAUCUGGUGCAUUGCCGCUAACCCCGCAUCGUCUCUCCUAGCCUUAGGGUGUGAAGAUGGCUCUGUACGACUCCUUUCUUUGACGGCCGAUACGCUCGAGCAUCACCGUCGCUUUGAUCGCGUCAAAUGUCGUGUACUCAGCAUUGCAUGGGGACCACCAGUUCCAUCACAACCUAGACGGAAUAAACCGUCACGAGGCGCGGAGGACGACUCGGACUCCGACGAUGAUGAGGAGGAUUGGUCAGAUUCUUGGCUCGUUACUGGAGGUUCAGACAGCAGCAUGCGCAAAUGGGAUGUUGCAUCCGGGCGAGUGCUGGAUCGGAUGAGCACCGACAAAAUCAGGGGUGAACGGACACUGGUAUGGGCUGUUAGUGUCCUUGGUGACGGAACAAUCAUUUCAGGUGAUUCGCUUGGAACGGUUAAGUUCUGGGAUCAUAUAACCUGCACACAGUUGCACAGCUUCACUGCUCAUGGCGCUGAUGUGCUAUGCAUGACUGUUGGACCGGAUGGUACCUCUGUGUAUACUUCCGGCGUCGAUCAAAAGGUGAUCCAGUUCUCUUACGUGACCACCACCUCAGGCUCGUCUGCGCCAGCUAUAAGCUCUGCCUCGGGGCGUUGGACACAAUCAACCUCCAGGAGAAUGCAUUCGCAUGACGUUCGUGCUCUGGCUAUGUGGCCACCGUACGCUCCACUCCCUCCCGCCCAUAAACGAAAAGCUCGUACAGUCGCUCCCAUUCUCGUUUCCGGCGGGCUCGACAUGUCUGUGGUCCUCACUCCCGCUCUUGCUGCAAAGGCAACGUCCUCAGCGGCUGCUCCGUGUAUGGUCAACCCCAUCGCCAACGGUGUGGUCAUGACCUUUGAAGAUUCGUACUACCGACGCAUAGGGUACUCAGCAAAGAUAUGCUUCAGCCGCCAGGCACGUCUAGUCGCAAGCAUGCAUGAAAGUGGUGUUACGAUUUGGCGAGUGCUCAAAACUCCAACUUUGGACGACAUCGUGCAGGCUGUUGACAAUGACCAGCCUGAGCCCAAAGGUGGCUGGGAAAAGGCCUUAGACAUGGAGCUCAAUGUGCGGACAAACCUGAUAGCCAUAGCGCUGUCGGACAACGGACGCUGGCUUGUGGCAUCCGACAUGUAUGAAUCAAGGCUGUUCCAACUAACUACUACUCCUAACGGUACCAUCAAACCCAAACGAGUACGAUCAUUUGCCAGCGUUCUUCAAGCUCAUUUGUCGUCAAAUGGGAAAUCAAAAGCGCCUACAUCUACAGGAGCAACUUCAUUUACCUUCACGCCGGAUUCGUCAAAACUUAUGAUGGCCACCGCGACACAACCCCGCAUUCUAUAUAUGGACCUGUCAACUGAGGAACCAUCUGUCCUACGAAGAUUUGAUCAACACCUCGAGCGAUCCCGACGUGUUGCUGGACGAAUACAACGUGGUGUAUCGAAGGAGGCCGGGAUUGAUGAACCUGAAGAGUCAAAUAGUUCAGCGGGCUCUGAACUGUCCAGUGUCGUCAGGCUGGCUGUUUCUCCCGACGGGCAAUGGGCCGCAUCUGCGGAUGACUCAGGUCGAAUAAAUGUUUACAACCUCGACUCCCUACAGUACCACACCACGCUGCCGUCACUGCCACUAUCUCCAUCCACGCUCUCGUUCAUCCCAAACGCGCCACAUACGUUGUUAGCAACGCUGCCGAAUAACACCAUCCACGCCUUUGAUGUCGAGAAUGGCGAUGUGCCUUCGUGGUCCAAGGAACUGAACGCCCGACUUCCUCAAAACUUUACAGGGGCCUUUGAUCCCGUCCUCGGUGUCUUAUUUGAUCCCGUUGCGUCGUGCGUGCAAACGAACGGGGUAGCUCCCGAAGACACUGCCCCGUCUUCGAAGGACGCACUCUUCUGGGGAUCGACGUGGGUUUGCAGGAUUAAGCUUGACUGGGAAGGCUCUUGGCGCGGCCCGCGAAAACGUCGCAAGUCGACAUCCGGCCCGCGGCCAGGAGUUCACACCGUUGGGCAAGACGGACAGCACCUCAAGAUGGUCACGCAGUAUCGCCCUAUCCUGGGCGCAGACUUCUUCGGACCCGGGGAGUUGGUGGUGGUCGAGCGUCCCCUCGUGGAUGUGUUGAGCAAGCUGCCACCGGCGUACUUCAAGCCAAAAUAUGGCGCGACAUAGUCGUCGAGCCUUUUCACGUAGUAGCGGGGUUUGGAAUUUAUUGCCUG